CUGACCUGCAGGCAGAGCAGAGCUGCAGUACAUGGGUGGUCAGUGAGGAGCCGAGCCGAGCGUCUCUGCCUCCCCCGAGUCUUUCCUUUCUUCUGCCGUGACCCUUCUUCUGUCUCCCUCACGUCCAGGUCAUCACGAGGAAGGUCUAUCUGAUGACCCCCUCCAGGGGUUGAGCCACCCCAGCGAUGAAGACAGGCUCUCAAAUCCGCCUGCUACUGUGGAAGAACUGGACUCUCCGCAAGAGACAGAAGGUCCGCUUCCUGGUGGAGAUCUUCUGGCCAGUGUUGUUGUUCAUCGUCCUGGUGUGGCUGAGGAAGGCCAACCCACUCUACCAGCAGCAUGAGUGUCACUUUCCCAACAAGGCCAUGCCGUCUGCCGGGAUCCUGCCAUGGAUCCAGGGAAUCUUCUGCAACGCCAACAACCCCUGCUUCAGGUACCCCACCCGAGGAGAGGCUCCUGGGGUGGUCUCCAACUACAACAACGCUGUGCUGUCCAAGUUCUACGCCGACAUCCAGCCGCUGCUCAACGACACGGAGUUCCGGCAGCUGGGGCGUCUCUGGAAUGACAUCGCUGCUUUCUCUGACUUCAUGAACACGUUACGGAUGAGUCCCUCCCUGAUAUCAGGUCGUGGGCUGAAGAUAGAAGACAUUUUAAAAGACGACGAAAUCCUGACCUCCUAUCUGCUCCGGGACGCUGGGCUCUCUCAGUCGGUGGUGUACCAACUGGUCAACGCCCAGAUACGACUGGAACAGUUCGCCCACGGGGUCCCGGACCUGCAGCUGAAAGACAUCGCCUGCAGCCACGCCCUGCUGGAGCGCUUCAUCAUCUUCCCCAAUCACCGCGGCCUGUACGGGGUCCGCAACGCCAUGUGCGCGCUGAGUCAGCCACAGCUGCAGCAGAUCGAGGACAUCCUGUACGCCAACCUGGACUUCUUCAAGAUCUUCAAAAUGAUGCCGCAGGUGAUGGACAAACGCUCUCCAGGGAUUGACCUGCAUAUCUGGGGUCGGGUCCUUAAGUCCGUGUCAGAGAAGAUCCAAGUUCUGAUGCAGCGGGAGAGCUCGCAGGAUCUGCUGAAGACCGCCGCCUCUCUCUUCCGAGGAGGAGGUCCGUCCACCUUCAGCGGCCUGAUGUCCACCGUCUCCAGCCUCUUCUGCGGGUACCCUGAGGGGGCGGGCUCCCGGGUCCUGUCCUUCAACUGGUACGAGGACAACAACUACAAGGUGUUUCUGGGCGUCAACGGCACCAAGAACCACAAAUAUGUCUACGACGACAAAGCGACUCCCUUCUGCAACUCCCUGAUGGAGACUCUGGAGUCCAACCCGGUCACGAAGGUGGUGUGGAAUUCAGUCAAGCCCCUGCUGAUGGGAAAAAUCCUCUACACCCCCGACUCCCCCGCCGUCCGCAAGAUAUUAAAGAGCGCGAACACGACGUUCGAGGAGCUGGAGUGGCUGCAGCACAUGGGCAAAGCCUGGGAGGAGGUCGGACCCCAGCUCUGGUCCUUCUUCCAAGACAGCGUCCAGAUGAACAUGAUCCGGGACACGAUGGCCAACCCCACGGUGAUGCACUUCCUGGAUGAGAAUCUGCAGCACACGGACUUCACCACCAAAGACCUUCUGAACUUCCUGCACAGCGGCCCCGAGGAGCGCAGGAUGAGCGGCAUGCCCAGCUUCGACUGGCGGAACAUCUUCAACGUCACCGACCGCCUCAUUCGCCUCUUCAACCAGUACGGAGAGUGCGUGAACCUGGACAAGUUUGCGGCCUACACGGACGAGUCCCAGAUGAUCCACCAGGCUCUGCACCUGCUGGAGGAGAACAAGUUCUGGGCCGGCGUGGUCUUCGUGGACAUGUACCCGUGGACCUCCAGCGUCCCGCAGCACAUCAAGUACAAGAUCCGCAUGGACAUCGACGCCGUGGAGCGCACCAACAAGAUCAAAGACAGGUACUGGGACCCGGGGCCCCGAGCUGACCCCGUGGAGGACCAGCGCUACAUCUGGGGAGGCUUCGCUUACCUGCAGGACAUGAUCGAACACGGCGUCAUCAAGCUGCACACCGGCCACGACUGGCCCCUAGGGGUCUACGUUCAGCAGAUGCCCUACCCCUGUUACGUGGACGACCUCUUCAUGAUCACCCUGAACAGGUGCUUCCCCAUGUUCAUGGUCCUGGCCUGGAUCUACUCGGUCUCCAUGACGGUGAAGAGCAUCGUGCUGGAGAAGGAGCUGCGGCUCAAAGAGACGCUGAAGGCCAUGGGCGUGGACAACGCUGUCAUUUGGUGCACGUGGCUCAUCGACAGCCUCUUCCUGAUGACGGCCAGCACGGCUCUGCUCACCCUCAUCAUCAUGGGUGGGAAGGUGCUGAACUACAGCGACCCCGUGCUGGUCUUCUUCUUCCUGCUGAUCUUCACCGUGGCCACCAUCAUGCAGUGCUUCCUCAUGAGCGUCUUCUUCAACAAGGCCAACCUGGCGGCGGCCUGCAGCGGCAUCAUCUACUUCACCCUCUACCUGCCUCACAUCCUGUGCUUCGCCUGGCAGGACCGCAUCACCACCAACAUCAAGCUGGCGGCAAGUCUUCUGUCUCCGGUGGCCUUUGGUUUUGGUACCGAGUACCUGUCCCGGUACGAGGAGCAGGGUCUGGGUCUGCAGUGGGACAACAUCCAGACCAGUCCUCUGGAGAAGGACAGCUACUCCUUCCUCACCUCAGUUCUCAUGAUGAUGGUGGACGCCGUGCUGUACGGCCUCCUGGCCUGGUACCUGGACAACGUCUUCCCAGGCCAGUACGGCAUCGGCCGGCCCUUCUACUUCCCGCUGCAACCCUCCUACUGGCAGAGAGCGGCGCGGUCGGGAGCCGCUGAUGAAGCUCCUGAGAAACCUGAGGCGGAGAAAGACAUCGAGAGCUGCGGCACUCCCGAGACGUACACCUGCAACGGCUCGGCGAGCAGGAAGACCUGUAAGCACCAGAGUAAAAGAGAACAACUGGAGAGGAAGAGGGAGCUGCUGAGGCGGCUGGAGGAGGCGCCCAACCAGGAGGAGCCGGGCGCCGAGGGAGCCGAGCCGCUGUUCUUCGAGCCGGACCCGGUCGGCCUGGUGAUGGGGGUUCAGAUCCAGGACCUGGUGAAGGCGUUCGAUGGAAGCUCUCGUCCAGCCGUUAACUGCCUGAGCAUCAGCUUCUAUGAAGGCCAGAUCACUUCGUUUUUGGGUCACAACGGCGCCGGGAAGACGACGACCAUGUCCGUCCUGACCGGUCUUUACCCACCUACAUCUGGAACCGCCUUCAUCAACGGUCGUGACAUCCGCACGCAAAUGGACGUCAUCCGAGCCUCUCUGGGAAUGUGUCCUCAGUACAACAUCCUCUUCAACCACCUCACAGUGGAGGAGCACAUCCUCUUCUACUCCCUUCUGAAGGGGCGCAGCCAAGAGGAGGCGGAACGGGAGCUGGAGGAGAUGCUGGUGGACCUGGGUCUCCCUCACAAGCGGCACGACGAGGCCCAGCACCUCUCAGGGGGCAUGCAGAGGAAGCUGUCUGUUGCCAUGGCGUUUGUCGGUGGGUCAAAGGUCGUCAUCUUGGACGAGCCGACGUCUGGAGUGGACCCGUAUUCCAGAAGAUCCAUCUGGGACCUCCUGUUGAAGUACAAACACGGGCGGACAGUGAUUCUGUCCACGCAUCACAUGGAUGAGGCCGACCUGCUGAGCGACCGCAUCGCCAUCAUCUCCAAGGGACAGCUGCACUGCUGCGGCUCGCCGCUCUUCCUCAAGAACUGCUUCGGCGUGGGCUUCUAUCUGACCCUGGUGCGCCGCAUGAAGGAGCUGAAGAAGAAGGAGAACGACUGCGACUGCGCCUCGGACUGCUCCUGCUGCUGCUCCAUCUGCACCCGCUACAAGGACCAGUCCCAGCACCAGAUGCAGAGUUCGGACCGGGUGAUGGAUGGUGACGUGGAGAGCAUCACCAACCUGAUCCACCACCACGUGCCGGAGGCGAGGAUGGUGGAGAUGAUCGGACAGGAGCUGACCUACCUGCUCCCCAACAAGGGCUUCAAACACAGAGCGUACGCCAGUCUGUUCCGCGAGCUGGAGGACACCCUGGCCGACAUGGGCCUCAGCAGCUUCGGCAUCUCCGACACGUCCCUGGAGGAGAUCUUCAUAAAGGUCACAGCGGACGGAGAAGCCGCUAAUAAUGCCACUCCUCCAGCUCAGUGGAGGUUGCAGCGAAGGAAGCUGGACAGCAGAGUCACUGCAGAGGGCACUGAAGAACACAAUGGCGCCGCAGCGACCGGAGAGUCCGACAGCAACGCAGGGAGGGGCUCGCGGCAGGUGAAAGGAGCCUCGCUGGUGCUGAAGCAGUUCCUGGCUCUGCUGGUGAAGAGGUUUCAUCACGCCACCAGGAGUCACAAGGACUUCCUGGCGCAGGUGGUCCUGCCGGCCAGUUUCGUCCUGCUCUCUCUGAUCUUCACGGUGAUCGUGCCACCGUUCGGGGAGUACCCGAGCCUGACUCUGACCCCCUGGAUGUACGGAGAGCAGCUCACCUUUGUCAGCAACGAGCAACCUUUGGACCCCAAAAUGAGCCGCAUCACUGAGAGGCUGCUGAGCCCACCGGGCCUGGGAACCCGCUGCAUGGAAGGAGAACCACUGGGGCUCCCCUGCAGCUACGAGCGUCUGGAGUGGGCGUCUCCGGAGGUCUCCCCGGUGGUCAGCAACAUCAUGCAGAGUCCAGAGUGGACCCGGAGCAACCCGUCUCCAUCCUGCCUGUGCAGCACCAGCAACAAGCUGACCAUGAUGCCCAUCUGUCCGGCCGGAGCCGGCGGGCUUCCUCCACGCCAGAGACGGGAGGCGACCGGAGACACCUUGAUGGACCUGACCCACCGGAACAUCUCAGACUUCCUGGUCAAGACGUACCCCAGUCUCAUCCGAACGAGCUUGAAGAGCAAGUACUGGGUGAACGAACAGAGGUACGGAGGUCUGUCGGUGGGAGGUCAGCUCCCCGUCCUGGACGUGAACCCGGCUGACAUCCAGGCGGUUUUCCGCCAGCUCUCACGGAUGCUCAACGUCACAGGGGGUCGCCACUCUGCACUGGCGCUCCGGCAGGUCGGGCCUUUCCUGCGCUACAUGGAGAGUGAGUUCAACAUUAAGGUGUGGUACAACAACAAGGGCUGGCACGCGAUGGUUGCCUUCAUGAACGUGGCCAAUAACGCCAUCCUGCGGGCAUUUCUGCCCCCCAGUGCCAAACCCGUGGAGUUUGGCAUCACCGCCAUCAACCACCCCCUCAACCUGACCAAGGAGCAGCUCUCUGAGGUCACAGUUUUGACCACCUCCGUGGACGCCGUGGUGGCCAUCUGCGUGAUCUUUGCCAUGUCCUUCAUCCCGGCCAGCUUCGUCCUCUACCUCAUCCAGGAGCGGGUGACCAAAGCCAAGCACCUGCAGUUUGUCAGCGGGGUCAGCCCGCUGGUCUACUGGGUGGCCAACUUCUUCUGGGACCUGAUCAACUACUCGGUCAGCACCGCGAUGGUGGUGGGAAUCUUCGUGGCUUUUGACAAGAAGUGCUACACGUCGCAGACCAACCUGCCGGCUCUGAUCGCGCUGCUGCUGCUGUACGGGUGGUCGGCGACGCCCAUGAUGUACCCCUUGUCCUACCUGUUCAGCGUUCCCAGCACGGCCUACGUCUCCCUGUCCUGCAUCAACCUGUUCAUCGGCAUCAACACCAGCGUCGUCACCUUCAUCCUGGAGCUCUUCGAGAACAACCGGUCUUUGUUGACUUUCAACGAGUGGCUGAAGAAGCUCCUGCUGGUGUUCCCUCACUUCUGUCUGGGCCGAGGCCUCAUCGACAUGGCCAUGAACCAGGCGGUCACCGACGUCUACGCACGAUUCGGUGAGGAGUUCACCACCGACCCCUUCCGCUGGGACUUCGUGGGGAAGAACGUCGCCUUCAUGGCCGUGGAGGGUUUCAUCUACUUCAUCCUCAACCUGCUGAUCCAGUACCGCUUCUUCAUGCAUCACUGGCUGACGGACAACAGCAGUGGCUCGCCAGUCAAGGACGAAGACGACGACGUGGCGGCGGAGAGGAAAAGAAUGUACGACGGAGGGAGCAAGUCAGACAUUCUGCAGAUCAGAGACCUGUCGAAGACGUAUGUGGGCAGGAAGAGGGCAGCUGUGGACCGGAUAUGUGUGGGAGUCCCUGCAGGAGAGUGUUUCGGCCUGCUGGGGGUCAACGGCGCCGGGAAGACGACCACCUUCAAGAUGCUGACGGGUGACACGGACGUGAGCGACGGGGAGGCGUCGGUGGCUGGCUACAGCAUCCUCACCCAGAUCCUGGACGUGCACCAGAACAUGGGCUACUGCCCCCAGUUCGACGCCAUCGACGACCUGCUGACCGGCCGCGAGCACCUUCACCUGUACGCUCGCCUGCGGGGGGUCCCCGAGUCGGAGAUCGCCAGAGUGGCGGAGUGGGGCAUCCAAAAGCUGGGGCUGAGCGAGUACGCCGGGCGCUGCGCCGGGACUUACAGCGGCGGCAACAAGCGCAAGCUCUCCACGGCCAUCGCUCUGAUCGGCUGCCCCGCGCUGGUGCUGCUGGACGAGCCCACGACCGGGAUGGACCCGCACUCCCGCCGCUUCCUGUGGAACGCCAUCCUGAGCGUGAUCCGAGACGGCCGGGCUGUGGUCCUCACAUCGCACAGCAUGGAGGAGUGCGAGGCGCUCUGCACGCGACUCGCCAUCAUGGUCAACGGAACCUUCAAGUGUCUGGGAACCAUCCAGCACCUCAAGUACAAAUUUGGGGACGGCUACGUGGUGACCAUGAAGAUCAAGGCGGCUAAAGCCGGCCAGAGCCCGGAGCUGCAGCCGGUGGAGGACUUCAUGGAGAGCAGCUUCCCAGGCUGCGUCCAGAGGGAGAAGCACUACAACACGCUGCAGUACGAGAUCGCCUCGUCCUCCUCGCUGGCCAGGAUCUUCCAGAUGGUGGUCGCCAACAAGGAGCAGCUCAGCAUCGAAGACUACUCUGUGUCGCAGACCACUCUGGACCAGGUGUUUGUCAACUUUGCCAAGCAACAGACCGGAGAAGACGAAGACGCCACGUUACGCAGGCGAGCGGUCGGGGGACGGAAGGACGUCAAGAUCGCUCCGGUCAAGAGGAAAACAUGAGUCGGGUCUGGGCCGCUCCGGCGUGUACAUACUUGUAAAUAUCCCGCCCAUGUUUGGCACCGUAGAAGCAGGUCGUGUUCACCAUGGUAAAACAGAGCCGUACGUCUCAUGUUUUCUACGCCGCUCUAGUCAGUCCUCCUGCUGUAGCCACCUCUUUUCUAUCGGCUCAAAUAAACAUGCUUCCUACUCUGUUUUGUGACCUUUGACCUCCCUGUCACCCUGUUAAUGGAUUGAUACGUAUUGAAAUAAAGGACGUGAGGAUCCUUUAAAAUCAUCAGAGAACGAUGAGGUCAGAGGUCGAAGGAAAGUGGUUCCUGGUUCCACUCUGAGUCUCUCCCGGAUGACUCAGCUAGUGACCUCAGGUGGGAGGAGAAACCCAGAGCUUAGUCUUCUGGCUCAGCUCCUUCCUCACCACAGACACGAGACGCUUCAGUCCAUGGUAGAAUAAGAAAGCGCCCACCUUUCCCUGAGUAGUCGUCAUUCCAAACACAACUGUGUCGAGUCCCGUCGACACCUUCGACCUGCAGAUGUGAUUCAUGUGCCGCCGCCGAGU
Messenger RNA from Synchiropus splendidus (mandarinfish), 7677 nucleotides. Its product is annotated as retinal-specific phospholipid-transporting ATPase ABCA4-like. The record is from RefSeq and is a predicted model, not a curated record. Gene Ontology annotation, biological process: lipid transport; transmembrane transport. Gene Ontology annotation, cellular component: membrane; intracellular membrane-bounded organelle. The transcript has 49 exons. Gene Ontology annotation, molecular function: ABC-type transporter activity; lipid carrier activity; ATP binding. The coding region runs from base 186 to 7124 and encodes 2312 amino acids. NCBI's taxonomy places the organism in Eukaryota, Metazoa, Chordata, Actinopteri, Syngnathiformes, Callionymidae.